AUGGAGGAGGAGACGGUGGCGGUAGCAGAUAGAGUAGUGGUGGCGGAGGCAGUGGAAAUUGAAGAAGAAACGGGAAAAGAUGUUCUGGCCCUAAUGAUUCCUGAGGAGAUUGCCAACACAAAAGCCUAUGAUGGACCACCAAGAAGAGAAGAAGAAGAGAUUGCGAUGGAGGAGGCCAAGGAGGCUGAAGUUGCAUUGGAGAAGGUUGUAGGGGAGGCACAACCAGAGGUGGCUGAAGAGAAAAAGAAGAAGAAGAAGAACAAGGGAAAGAAGGUUGGGGAGGUUGAAUCUUCCCAUCAUCGUAAAGAAAAGAUGAAUAAAGAGAAAAAGGAUGAUGAUGAAAAUGAGGAGGCCAGGAAGGAAAGAAAGAAGAAGGAGAAAGAAGAAAAGAAAAUGCGCUGGUGUGAAGAGAGGCGCCUGAGAAAGGAAGAGGAAGCGAGAUAG
This is a messenger RNA of Benincasa hispida (wax gourd), 444 nucleotides long. The record is from RefSeq and is a predicted model, not a curated record. NCBI's taxonomy places the organism in Eukaryota, Viridiplantae, Streptophyta, Magnoliopsida, Cucurbitales, Cucurbitaceae.